AUGACCACCACUAGCUCAUUUCCUUCUGAGAAGACAACCCUGUCCUAUUGGAUGGGAGAGGCAGAUAGACCGCUUGCAAAACAUAGAUCCACCGAAGAACUCCCAGAAGAAGUCGAUAUUCUUAUCAUUGGCUCGGGUUUAAGUGGUGCUGGAGCCGCAUUCAACUUGUUGGUCGAAUACGGCACCGAUAAGAGUGUGAUGUUGUUAGAGGCCAGAGACGUUUGCUCCGGAGCCACUGGAAGAAACGGUGGCCAUAUGAGAAGUUAUUACUACUUGAAGCAGGAUGAGUACGUGAAGAACUUUGGCGAGGAAGUUGCCGCAGAUCUUUGUAUGUUCGAGCACUACGAACUCGACAAGAUCGAGGAGUUGACCAAGAAGUACGACAUUGACUACAAUUUUAAACGCAGAAGGGCUUUCCACGCCUAUGAGGAUGAGGAGGCGGCUGCUACCGGCCAACGUGACUACGACGCGUUUGUGAAGAAUCCGUUUAUUCCACAGGAUGUCAAGGACAGCGUCAACGUUGUUUAUGGAGAAGAGGCCCAGAAGGAGUACAACACCGUCAAGCUUGGCGGAUUUACUCCUGCUUCGUCUUUGUGGCCAUACAAGCUUGUCACUGGACUAUUGAAGGUUGCACUUGAAAAAGGCUUGAACUUGCAAACCAAUACUCCAGUUAGAGAGCUGGACCUUCUAGAGGACAAAACAUGGUUAGUAAAGACUCCACGUGGUUCUGUUAGGGCUAAAAAGGUCAUUGCCACUACCAACGCAUAUACGCGUGCUAUUUUACCCGAGUUUAACGAUAAAAUUACUCCAUUGAAAGGAGUGGUUUCUCACUUGAAAAGCGAAUCUGGGAAAAGCCUGGACGUGAACAUGAUCCAUCUCUUCAGCGGGGAAGACGAUUACAUCAGUGUUUGCCACGACGGGUCGUUGAUCAUCGGAGGUGGCGGGGAAACGUACGAGGAGUCUCCGAACAAAGAGAUGAUGGUUGACUGCUUGGACGACUCGUUCUUCCCGGACGAGACCGGCAAGUACUUUGUCGACUACCCCACUCGGAACUACAAGUCGCUGGCCAAUGAGAAAUUCGUCAACGAUUACACUUGGACAGGGUGUCGGGGAUAUUCGUACGACGAGUUCCCUUUUGUCGGGGAUUUGUCUGAAUUUGGACGCCCGAAUCUAUACGUGUCUGCGGGGUUCAGUGGCCAUGGUAUGCCCCGCGUUUUUAGCUGCGCUGCAUAUGUGUCGGAGCUAGCCAUCGGAAAAAAUCCUACAGUGAAAGUUCCGGCCCCAUUCAAAGUUUCUGCGGAAAGAAUGAAUAAGGAGUAA
Messenger RNA from Ogataea philodendri, 1320 nucleotides. RefSeq lists its product as uncharacterized. Gene Ontology annotation, cellular component: cytoplasm. The coding region runs from base 1 to 1320 and encodes 439 amino acids. Lineage: Eukaryota; Fungi; Ascomycota; Pichiomycetes; Pichiales; Pichiaceae. Gene Ontology annotation, molecular function: oxidoreductase activity. The record is from RefSeq and is a predicted model, not a curated record. The transcript has a single exon.